Coregonus clupeaformis (lake whitefish) is the source of this 1647-nucleotide messenger RNA. Its product is annotated as phosphoinositide-interacting protein-like. The record is from RefSeq and is a predicted model, not a curated record. The coding region runs from base 271 to 678 and encodes 135 amino acids. The transcript is spliced from 2 exons. Lineage: Eukaryota; Metazoa; Chordata; Actinopteri; Salmoniformes; Salmonidae.
UUCCCAUAAUACAUAGCCUAAAAUGCCAUGUGGGGAGAAUGUACUGUAUGUCAACAGGGCACAAACUGGAGCAAAGCAGAUUGUCAUGACAUUGUGGAGGGACACUGAGCGAGAGAGGAUGAGGAGCAGGAACGACAGGGUGGGGUCACUGUUCUGUGGGCGUGGCUUUGGCCUGAGUAGAGGUUUUGACAGAAGUCAUCGGAGGAGCAGCCAGCCAGCCUCUGACCAACACUGGGCAAAGAGUGAGCGACAACCCAGGCGAAACGCCUAAUGCACAACCCAAGGAUGCAAUCCACAGUGGUCACCAUGUCGGACAUGGAUCGUAGAACCAGCCGCACCAGCCACGAGGCUCAGGACACUGAAGCAUCUACCCCACUGAACCCUGUCCCUGACGGGGUCACCCUGGGCACUAACCUCCCCUGCUGGUACUACUUCACCAGGCCCAUCCUGGCCAUCCUUAUCGGCGGGGUGCUGUUUGGCUUGGGCACGGCCCUCUCCUUGCUCUACUUCACCCAGGUGGGGAACGUGCCCUACCUGUUGGGUCCUGUGUUCCUCUCUGUGGGGCUCAUGUUCCUGGUCACGGGGCUGGUAUGGGUGCCCGUGGUGAAACAGAGACUGGAUUACAAGGCUCUGACCAAGGUCAAUGACAAGGCGCUUCAGGUGCAUGAACAGCACUGAAGCACCAUGGACUAUUAAAGCUAAAACGAUGUUGUGUUUUGUACUGUAGAGUAGGUCAACAGUGUUAGUGGGGUUUUCUCCCAACAGAAUUCUGAAAAGCACACUUCCUAAAAGAUGUAUAAAUGUGUGAGGAGGCAGGUGUAACAUAACAUAGAAAGAUUUGUAUUUAUUUAACCUUUAUUUAUACAGGUUAGUCUUAUUCAUAUAGAUAGUCUUUUGCAAGAGAGACCUCUGUGAAAUGUACUGUAUGUCUUCUGUAUGUAGCUGUCCUCUAUAUCUAGGCCCUAAUACAAAUAUGGGAUUGAAUGACCUCGUCCUGUAAAAGGGAACAUCGUGAUUGCUCUGUUGGAGGGUUUUAACAUGAUCAGAACAUAGCCCUGCUGCUGUGGCCCAGACUAUCCCAUCAGUCUGUCUGAUUGUGAUCUGUAUUAGUUGUUGUUUUUCCACCAUAAGCCGCUGUUUUCCUUGUAGCUGCUGUUGUAGUGGAUUGCUAAAUCCUUUAGAAACAGGAUUACGGCGGCAGAAAAUGCUACAGGACAUGAUUAUUGCUGAUUGUCGAAGUCACGAUGGACAGUUGGACACUGAGUGGUAGUGGGUGCACCCUGGCUCUGUCCCUCAUCCAAAUACUUCUGCUGGAUGUAUUGUCUAACCUUUUAUGUUUCUGGGUCAAAAAGACUGUGUCCAUCUGGCAGUGAUCAAAAGCAAAACUAAUGUUUAAGGGAGGUGGGGGACAGUGGGAUUUGAAUUCGGUCUAAAUUAGCCAAAAUGUUUACAUAAACUUGAGGUUUUACAUUGCAUUGUGCAUUUCUUCAAUCAUUCAUGUAGGCUACUCUCAUUCCAUGUAAUUCUCAACAUUGUGAGAGAAGCAAGUCUUCAUGUACCCUUUAUCUUCUUUCUAAAUGUGUAAUAUUAUUUAUGAACAUUAUGCAAUAAUUGUGUGAUGAAUAAUAAAUUAGAUUUGAUAUACUA